This is a messenger RNA of Hevea brasiliensis (rubber tree), 1552 nucleotides long. Its product is annotated as methyl-CpG-binding domain-containing protein 10. The transcript has 4 exons. The record is from RefSeq and is a predicted model, not a curated record. NCBI's taxonomy places the organism in Eukaryota, Viridiplantae, Streptophyta, Magnoliopsida, Malpighiales, Euphorbiaceae. Gene Ontology annotation, molecular function: DNA binding. Bases 201 to 1253 code for a protein of 350 amino acids.
GUUUUCACAUGGCACCGUGACGCUUUGAAAAUACCCAACACGAAAAAAUUGGUCAUCGGACGAAAGGAAAAGGAGCAAAUCUGGAAAUAAAAUCAAACGGCGGGUGUCAGGUAGUUUUGUCAUCUUGUUUGGUCACUCCUGCAGAGAAAGAGAUAAUACAGCGGCGGAUAAAGUUCCUGCUCGCAUGUGCUACUGGUGAAAUGGCAAGUUCAGUGGAGAAGGGGAAGGAUACUUCGAUAACAGAGGAGGAUUUCUCUGUAGAACUUCCUGCUCCUCCUGGCUGGAAAAAGAAGUUGAAUUUUUUUAGCUGUUGUUAUGUCCAUUAUGGAAACACAAAGUGUAAACGGAAAGUUGGUGCAAUUAGAGGCACUUUAAAUUUCGUGCCCAAGAAGAGUGGGACCCCUAAGAAAAAUGAGAUCAUAUUCACUGCCCCAACUGGGGAGGAAAUCACAGGCAGAAGACAGUUGGAACAAUAUCUCAAAGCGCACCCUGGUGGUCCAGCUGCAUCUGAGUUUGAUUGGGGCACUGGUGAGACCCCUAGACGAUCAGCACGGAUUAGCGAGAAGGCAAAGGCAGCUCUAACCCCUGAAACUGAAACCCCAAGGAAACGAAGCAGGAAAUCAUCAGCUUCUAAAAAGGAGAACAAAGAAACAGAAACUGCACCAGAAGGAGCUGAGGAGACGAAAGAAAUUCAAAUGCAGGAAGCUGGAAAAACCGGAAAGGAUGAUGCAGAAGUGGAAGCUGGAAAGGAGGAUGUGAAAGGAAAUCUGGAAGAGAAUAAAGAAAAACCACUAGAGACUGAUGCUAAAAUAGAAUCAACUCCUACUGAAGAAGCUAAAGUUGAACAAGAUGCAGACAAAUCUGAUGAAGCUGGAGAGGGAAAAGGUGAAGUACAGCUUGGGCGCUCCAAGGGGACAUCAGAUGGUUCUGGGGCAUCUGAAAGUAAAAAGGAAAAUAUAGAGGAUGAAAAGUUUAAAGGAAAGGAUGAGCAACAGCAGCUUGAGGUUUCCAAAGAAUAUGGGUGUGGGGAACUAGAUAAAGCUGGCACAGACCUGAAUGAGAAGUACAAAGGUGUAGUAGAAGACAAAGAGAAACAUAACGAAAGCAUUCCCAAGUCUGAAGGAGAGAUCAAGGAUAAAGAAGCAGCAAACGGCAAUAAUGAGAAACCAAAUUAUAUGGAUAUUGUGAUCGAGAAGGUGGAAGGAGAGGUAGUUGAGAAUGGGAGAAGUGGCAGUGAUGCCAAGCAAGGUUAAGCCUUGAUUGAGCACAUCAAAUAGAGUAAUUUGAUGCUGGCCUCUUCUAUCUCACCCUUUCUUACCUUUUUAGGCUGCUAAGUCCCUUGGAUGACUGUAGUUUUAAUGUUGUAACAGAUAGCUAUCUGAUUGUUCAUUCAGACAUUGCUUUAAUAGAGCCACAGGUUAGAUGUGUAAUGUAGGAGUUCUUAUUGCCGAACUUAUAGGAUGCGGUAGCCAUUGUAAAAGUAUGAUAUCAGAUACUGUUAUUGUAAUUUCAUCAUGCGUUUAUGUAAUAAUGUAACUCUAUUUAGAGAUCC